AUGGCGCCACCGUCCCGCUCUCCAGACGUUCCAACUCCACCCAGCCGGAUCCCCGUUCGCUCCCCGCCCGCAAGCCCAUCACAACGAGACCUCGCCCACGCACAGCCUGGAUCACAGCCGAUGCGCCACGAGACGGAAUUAAUAGUAUUCUUUCCUCUCCCCAGCACCUUCAAAUGCACUGAAAAAGGCUGCUCAACAAGCUACUCACCGGCAGUGUGGACAUCGCGACGGCAAUCUCUCCAGCGACACCUCGAGCAACAGCACGGCUGCAGGAUCGUAACCACAACACAUUUCUGCACUCUUUGCAGGAAAAUCCUGGGAUACCGGCCGACAUCGCACGGAUGCCUCACUAAAGGCCAGCACGAAUUCAGCACGCCGACCCAGAACCAGCACAAAUGCACUGAAUGCCCGUAUUCCUUUCCUUCCAGAAAAGGACUCGACAACCACAUGAAGGCACACAGGAGACGAGCGGCCGCUCAGCAAGCAUCGUCCGCUAAUCAACCAGCUUCGCCUACGACUAGCGACGACUCUAACGUCGAUGCUCCCAUUUCAGUCGCGACACCGGCCCCCUCGAACGAGCCCACGCCGGCCUCAACACCUGGCACUCCAAGACGCGGCAGCCCCAACGUUGACUCUCCCAUCUCAGUCACGACCACGACACCGGCGCCCUCGAAGGAGCCCACGCCGGCCUCAACGCCUGGCACUCCGAGACGCGGCAGCCCUCCGACUAUGACUUCAACACCGAAUUUGACAGAAGCAGCGUCUCCCUCUCUUUCAGAAGGCGGCGACUCUAACGCACAGCUUCUCCCCUCUCCCCCUUUGCAGCAGGCGUGCGCCAAUCAGGACACGGCACACGACAGCUCGGCGAGCAGCACAGCCUCCUCUCCCGAAGCGCCGAUGUCGCCUGCAGCCGCCGAGCACAGCGACGCGGUCUCCGAAGAAGCUGACCUCCUCUCUCUCGCAGGCACGAUAACAGACGACGGCGUGCUAGCCAAGCACGCCAAGCAGCUGCGGCAGCUGCAACGAGAGGCGGUCUCGGACUCCGCGUGGCUGCAGUUCACGGACAUCCUGGAAGACGCCAUACAGGUAGUGUCCGAGGCGGUAAAGCUCCCAGCAGCUUCCGCUAACGGGAAGCCGCGCCGCCCCCUGAAUCCUGAGAAUGCUCAGCAGAUUCAGGCACUGUACCGGCGGAACCGUCGACGUGCAGUGAGGCUGAUCGUGGAGGGCGAGACACGUUUGUGCCCGAUCCCCCUUGGCGAACUAGAAGAGCACUUCAGUGAGACUUGGGGGCCACGGGAAGCCGACACUUCGCUCCUUCUGAGCAAGGUGAAGCGGAGCGACAUGGCCGAAGUCAGCCUUGCGCAAUUCACCAACGGUGAGGUAGUUUCUCGCCUUCGCAAGUGCGAGAACACUGCCCCCGGAAGUGACCGCCUCACCUAUCAACAUUGGCGCACAACUGACCCAGAUGCCGUAUUUCUCACCGCAGUGUUCAACGUCUGCCUGCGGUACCGGAGGACGCCUGCUGCCUGGAAGGAGUCGCGGACCGUGCUCAUCCACAAGAAGGGGGACCCCGGGGACGCCGCAAACUGGCGGCCCAUUGCCCUUGGGAGCACGAUCUCAAAACUGUACGCGGGGUGCUUGGCAUCUCGUUUGCAGGAGUGGAUCGCCUCUCAAGAAGUGCUCUCCCGUUGUCAAAAGGGGUUCCUGCCGUAUGAUGGUGUGUACGAGCACAACUUCGUACUGCAGGAGCGCCUAGACGCGGCGAGAGCCGGCGGUGGGCAGUUGUGUGCGGCGUUCCUGGACUUCGCCAACGCGUUUGGCUCGGUCCCCCACAACGCCCUCAUCGACGCGCUGCACGGAGCGGGCGCGGGAGCUGACUUUUGUGCUGUUGUUGCCGAUCUUUACAGGGACAACAAGACCAGCAUCAUCGCGGAGGCAGGGACCACGUCCCCGAUCGAGAUCUCCGCCGGCAUACGACAGGGUUGCCCACUGAGCGGCCUCCUGUUCAACCUGGUGCUCGACCCAGUUGUGCGUGCGUUACAGGGAGGCGAUAAGCAGCACAACGUGCUCGCUUACGCCGAUGAUCUAACGCCGCUGGCUGACGACCCAGGUUUGCUACAGAGCCGCAUUAACGUAGCGGCAACCCUCUCGAGCCAGCUCGGGCUGCGUCUCAACCCCGCGAAGUGCAAGUCACUGCACCUCUCCGGGCAGACACCCGUGGGGACAAGACCUACGACCUUCACGGUCUACGGCACCCCAAUCACCUCGAUCGGUGACUUCGAGGCGCACGCCUUCCUGGGACGGCCGGUGGGAUUCUCGGUGCUACCGGACCGGGCGACCGUGGACGAGGCCAUCAGCGUGGGUCGCCGCCUGCUCACCUCGAUGCUCGCCCCAUGGCAGAGAUUGGACGCCGUUAAAACUUUUGUAUUUCCGGCGCUCAACUUUUCCAUGAGGUGUGGCUCCCUUGGUAAAGCAGAGUGGUCUCGCCUGGACACAACGCUCCGCCCGCUGAUCAAAAAGACGCUCUACCUGCCCGCGAACGCUGCCAACGACUACCUUUACGGUAGCUCCGCGGCUGGCGCGAUCGGCAUCCCGGUAGCAGCGGAAAUCAGCGACGUCUGCAGAAUUGAUAAUGCUUUCAAAUUGCUUUCUUCUGCAGACAAGGAAGUCCAGGACCUGGCGUUGCAGGCGCUCACGAACGUGACCAGCAAGCGGCUGCGGCGGCCUGCAGACCCCGGGGACAUGGCGGCCUACCUGAGCGGCGAGACGGAGGGCGACUUCCGGGCUACGGCAACGCAACUCCAGUCCGUGUGGACGGAGGCCCGCAAGGCUUCUCGACGACUCGGUGUUGCCUGGGAGUUGGAAGAAGAAGGCCCGCGUAUCUCGAGGGGUGACGUGACACUUGGUCCGAGGAAGCGCACUAAGGUGGUGAGGACACUCCGGAUGGCACUGGCGCACGCACGAAACCACGAUCUCCACCAAAAACCCAACCAGGGGAAAGUGAUGGAGUGCGUCGCCGCUGACCGGAGCAGUUCCCACUUUUUGCGUACCGGCCAAUUCACAAGGUUUGCCGACUGGCGUUUCGUUCACCGGGCUCGGCUUAACGUCGUUCCCCUGAACGCAGCGAGGCCGUGGGCAACGGCCGUGGACCAACGGUGUAGGGUGUGCGGCUCUCAUCCCGAGACUCUGCCGCACGUCCUGUGUCACUGCAUGACUCACAGUCAAGCAUACACAAGCCGCCACAACCAGAUCGUAAACCGAGUGAAAGCCGCUGCCUCCAACAGGUUCACUGUCACCCACGAGAACCGGCCUGUGGGCACGACUAACCUCCGUCCCGAUCUUGUGCUUUGCAGGGGCGAGGAGGCUAUCAUCGUGGACGUAACCUGCCCCUUUGACAACCGGCCUGCAGCCCUGAUCGAGGCCCGCCAGAAGAAGGAGGAGAAGUACAAGCCAGUCCAGGAGUACCUGCAGCGGAAGUACCAGAAAGUGUCCGUGGAGGCGAUCAUCGUCGGAGCCCUCGGAUCCUGGGACCCCCGGAACGACCGCGUCAUGCGGCGCUUCUGCAGCAAGAAGUACCUGCGGCUGUUCAAGAAGUUGGCUGUCAGCGAGACCAUCGCGGCAUCCCGCAACGUCUACGCUGACCACAUCGCCGCCAAGUGA
Molecule: messenger RNA, 3660 nt
Organism: Dermacentor silvarum
Lineage: Eukaryota; Metazoa; Arthropoda; Arachnida; Ixodida; Ixodidae
Exons: 1
Coding region: 1-3660 (1219 amino acids)
Source: RefSeq, a predicted model, not a curated record